AUGAUCACAACAAUUGCAGGAAAUGGAACUAAAGGAUACAAUGGAGAUAGUCCUUACCAGCCAUCCCUUUCACAUUUCUCUCCUUUCUUUUCACACAUUUCGAAACAUGAAAGAGACAUGAUUCCCAACACCAAACUCAUUGUUUUUCAACCACUUUUUGAAAAACUUUGUCCUCAUUUUCAUUCCACCAUUUUGAAAGAUUUUAAUUUACUUUCUUCCAUGUCUUGUCGUGAACAUGAAUUAAUUCAACAUAUCAUUGAUUUUGUUUUAUAUGACCCAGACAAGCUUGUGGAACCUAUAAUGACUUGUGAAAUUAUUGAAUACUUGUACAUUUUGGGUCUAGCUCAAGGUGAAUUUAUGGAAUUGAAAAAUUAUUUUAUUUUAGUGUUAUUAGAGAAACACAUUACAUCUGAAAAUGUCAUUGACACAUUAUUGAUGAUUGAACAAUACUUGACAAAACAACUCUCUCAUUCGAUCAUGCUCAAGUUAAAGAAUUAUUGUUUGGAAUUUAUUCAAAUCAAAUUAAGAGAAGAGUCUUAUAUUAUAAGAGAUCCAAGACUCAUUCCUUACGAUGUUGAAAUUCUUGAAAAAUGUUCAAAUACAACUAUAACCCCCAUCGUUCUUGAAGACUCAAUUGAAAAUCCAAUACCACCAGAUGAAAUCAUAAAGUCAUUGUGGAAUGACAAACGUACGAGUGACAUUCGAAUCAAACUCUCACACAAGAAGAACAAUUCCUUUAUUUAUGCUCAUCGAACCAUCUUGGGUUCUCGUGGAAAACUUUUUGAAGCCAUGUUUAACAGUGGGUCACAAUUGGAAGAUCUGAAAUAUGAUGAAAAAGAUGAAAUUUUCACACUCAUUCCUUCCACACCUCAAGAUGCAAUUAGUUUGGAAUAUAUUGUCAAAUAUUGUUAUAAUCAAUUGGAACAUAUUGAAUCAGAACAUGCCGCUUCACUCAUUUUGACAGCAUCAGUGAAUGAAAUGCCAGAAUUAGUUUCUCUUGCGUUUAAAUCCAUUCACAUUGAUUGCAGUAAUUAUUUUGAAUUUGCAAAUUCAUUGGAUUUUGAAAAUGAUUUAUUUUCAGAUGUGAUUCAAAUCAUGGUUGAUUUUGGAGUGAAUCAUAGACAUGAAUUAUUCAAUGAAAACUCUGACCUUGAUCAAUUACCUGCUUCUCUCUCGCACAAACUAGUUGUCAAGUUUGCAAACAUGUAA
Molecule: messenger RNA, 1209 nt
Organism: Naegleria lovaniensis
Lineage: Eukaryota; Heterolobosea; Eutetramitea; Acrasida; Naegleriidae
Exons: 1
Coding region: 1-1209 (402 amino acids)
Molecular function (GO): protein binding
Source: RefSeq, a predicted model, not a curated record